Archocentrus centrarchus (flier cichlid) is the source of this 3250-nucleotide messenger RNA. It is a transcript of the gene anks3, whose product is annotated as ankyrin repeat and sterile alpha motif domain containing 3. Bases 221 to 2134 code for a protein of 637 amino acids. The transcript has 16 exons. Gene Ontology annotation, molecular function: protein binding. Gene Ontology annotation, cellular component: cilium. The record is from RefSeq and is a predicted model, not a curated record. Lineage: Eukaryota; Metazoa; Chordata; Actinopteri; Cichliformes; Cichlidae.
UAACCCGUCACGUUUGUCUGCACUCUGAAACUUGCUCGCUUCUGUUGUCGUUUGAGCUUUUAAUUCGUUUCCCGUAGCUCACCGUGGUGGGUUUAUUCUGGAGGACAAAAGUUUAGACGGUCAUCUCGCUAAGCUAAAUUAGCCAGAAGAGUCCCGUUAAAUCAUCACUAGCUGUAAAGUGACCGUUGUUCGUGAGCCCGUCUAGGAGGAAAUAGGGAAAAUGUCGGAGUUAAGCGAUGAGGCCAGCGAGUCGGAGCAGCUGGGUGCCAGCCUCUCCCUGUGGCUGGGUGACUCCCUGGUGCGAGCUGAGGAGCUGGGUGUCCCUCUGGACCUUCACACCGCCUGCUCCAUCGGCCAGUACGACGUGGUGGCUGAGUGUAUUAAAAAGCGUGAGGUGGACCUGAAUGGCAAGAACAUUGGAGGAUGGACCCCACUCAUGUAUGCGUCCUACAUCGGCCAUGACAACAUUGUAAAUCUGCUGCUGGAGGCUGGUGUGAAUGUAAAUGCCACCACCGCCAAAGGACUCACUCCCCUCAUGCUGGCCGCAAGCUGUGGGAACGAAAGUAUCGCCUACUUUCUGCUUCAGCAAGGGGCUGAGUUGGAGCUGAAGGACUCUCGAGGCUGGACGGCUCUUUUCCACUGUACGAGCACAGGCCACCAGCAGAUGGUCAAGUUCCUGCUGGAUAACAAUGCUGAUGCCAAUGUCAAGGAGCCAGGGUCCGGGUUUACGCUCUUGAUGGAGGCUGCCGCUUCUGGGCAUGAAAUCAUUAUUCAGUACUUGCUCGAUCAUAAAGCUAAAGUGGACGAGCGCAAUGCCAAAGGUGAGACUGCCCGUGCCCUGGCUAUGAUGUAUGGCUAUACCAAAAUAGUCAGCCUCAUUGACUCACGUUCUCCAAGAAUGAAGCCAGGACACUUUGAAGAUCUGAGCUCCUCUGAGGACUCGGACAGCGCGCCGCCGAGGAUACGGUCCAGUCGAAACCGAGCUAAAGGCAUCAGCAUCCAUGAUGGGCCUCAGGCCAUCGCCAAGUUCCGAGUAGGAGGCACCAGCAAACUGUGUGAUCGUCCUGCCGCCUUGCCAGGCUACACGAUGUUUCGUGGCAUCGGCGAACAGAGCGAGGGCAUCUGCUACCGUGACGUGACCUCGCCUAUCAAUGAACUGGACGGCCAGAGCAACAGCAGUAGAGAUGACAGUCCAUUCUUUGACCAUGACAUGCCCACCAUGAGGAGCAGCAGUAGCAGCAGUGAAGGCCUGCCUCAUGUCGUCGGCCUCAACUGGGAAGGCUCUGUGGAGAGUAAUGAGGACUCUGACCAGUGUAAAAAGAGCAGCUUUCGCAGAGUAAAUAAGGGUCAUCACUCAAAAGGCAAGGCUCGCCACGGGAGCAACGAUGCAGCUCACUCCAGUGGGACAGGAAACUGUAGCACUGGCCUCCCACCUUCCUACACUGGUCCAAAGGAUCUGGCAGAGUUUUUGGAGCAAAUCGGUUUCUCGAAGUAUCUUCCAUUACUUGAAGAGCAAGACAUUGACCUGCGGAUUUUUCUCACCCUGACAGAAAAUGAUCUCAAAGAAAUAGGGAUUACCCUGUUUGGACCAAAGCGCAAAAUGACUUCAGCCAUUGCGAGGUGGCACAGCAACGCUCGACCGCCCAGUGAUGCUCUGGAACAAGCUUAUGCUGACCAGCUUGAGGCUGAGAUGCAAGAGAUGGCCAUUCAACUACACAAGCGCUGUGAGGAGGCAGAGAGCCUGCAGAGCCAGGUGUCUCAGGAGAAGGAGCUGCGUGCAGUAAUGGAGGGAUGUCUGAUGGAGGACAAAAUGGCAUGGAAGAAGGUCCACGGUGAACUGGUGGAGAACCACCGGCUGGCUCAGAAUGUGAGCGCCACGCUGGGGAAGGCAAAGGCGUGCCGCUCUGAGCUGUUCACCCGUUUGUCUACAGAUGGGAUCGGCAGCUCUUACACUGCUGUGGAAGGUACAAGUGUUAAAGCUGGGGAGAGAAUGACAUGUUCCAGUAUUGCAGAGCUGAUGAAGAAGAUGGAUUUGUAUGAGGAAGAACUAGCAGCAACUCUGCAAACCCUGCUUCAGAAUCUGAGGCGACUGAGUGCCCCAGAAAAAGUCUCAGACAGCUGGGAACGGCCAUAAGCUUUACAGGGUUUUCCCAACACUUGACGGAGGGUGAUCUCACCACCCUGGACAAUGUCACAGAAAUGGGAGAAGGCCAAAUACAAGGUAAGCACUGCUUGUCCAGAGCAGCUCGUGGAGUGAAACAGACCUGCUGGUCAUCUGGGAUUGGCCGAUGGACCAGACCUCGCCAGGUGCGGACGAGGUCAACAAGGGCGACGCAGCUACCGCAGGAAAACGACAAGCAGGCAGGAAGGGUAGGCAAGCAGGACGUGCUUGUGCUGCUGUUUGCUGGACUGCUGUAGACAGGGUGUGAAAAUGCACGAGGUGCUGGAGGAAAUCGUGGAUCAGGGGUUGUAAUACUGUGAUAUUUUUACGUAACUGUACUCUCUUCCAGUAUGAAAUGUGCUUUAAAUGUUUUCACCACCAGAAGGAGAGUUGAACUUAAGUUUAUGUGAAUGAAACUUUUUAUAUGUACUUCAUUUAUAUGUUGUUGAAUGUUUGAAAAUGUCCUGCUGAAUACAUUUAAGAAUGUACAUCAGAGAAACAUAUUAAAGUGGACCUAUCGUGCUCAUUUCCAAUUUCAUAUUUUCAUUAUUGCACUCACUAGAGUUGGAAUAAUCAUUACAUAUCUUAUACCGGGGCUUGGUGCUGCCCCUCAGUUCAUCCUCUGACAGAAAUGAGCCAUUUUAGCUCCUUUUGUGGACACAGUGCUAUUUGGGCAACUUUCUUCUGAUUGGAUGCUCGCUGUAUAGAGCGGGUUUGAACAUGAGCUGUGUGAGGUUGCUGUACUCCCAUAUAGAGCUUUGUCAUUCACAGAGAUCCAAGAAUAGAAAAUCUCUCUGCAAUUGAGCAUUUACAGCCUGAGUUUUUGGCUCACGGGGAUUACCUUCACAUACACUGGCUUGUCUUUUAAAAUUUUGUUAAUGUUUAAUAUGAACACCCACAAGGGUAAUAUCUAUAUGAUAGAACAUGCAUAAGGGUCCUCUUUAACUAUUACAGCAAUACAUUGUUACUCUCACAAAGGUCUUUUUGAUCUCCUACUUCUGUAGAUAAUUCAUAUGUAGACAGAGUUAUGAAGACGGAUAAUUCCCCCAAAUUAAAAGAAAUGCCAUAUUUAAAUCUUAAUAAAAACCU